This is a messenger RNA of Paramecium octaurelia, 725 nucleotides long. NCBI's taxonomy places the organism in Eukaryota, Ciliophora, Oligohymenophorea, Peniculida, Parameciidae. The record is from the annotation of a GenBank genome assembly.
AUUAUUAGAUAUGGUAAAGUUGCUAUCCAAAUCACCAGUGGCAUUAAAUAGUCCAACUUUGUAACAAUGGGACAACAGUUUCAGAGAGAAUUAUGAGAUGUAUUAAACAGAGAUUGACAAGAAUACCUAUGCAUUGUAGAGAAGCAUAAGGGGGUUCUGGAUAUUCGGAAAGGCAUUCUACCCUGCUUUGACUCAACACUACAGUCAGAAAUUGGAGCUAUAUCAAUUGAAGUAGCAAUUAGGAAAGGUAUAAAGUGGUAUUAUUUACAUUUCAGAUCGAAUAAUCAGAGGUGAAUUUGUACAAGACAGUUGACCCAAGCAUCAGCACCGUAUUGAAUAAGACAUUCAGUACUCAAUGGCUUUGGUGGAAUCUCUAAGACAUAUCCAUUACAGCUGGGCUACAAGUGUAUGCUCAAUUGUUUAAUUUUGGAUACUCAUGGCGAUUCGGAUUCUUGGUUCUACCAUAUUGUGCCAGAGUAAGAAAUCCCUUAACUCCUAGGUCUUCUAUGACUACGCAACUUCAUAUUAAAAUAAGUCGAGGGCAGUCGAAUUUCUGAACUGGGCAAUUCAAUACAGAAAGGCAAAGAGCCAGAUCGAAAGGGGCAGCUUGGAUCCACAAGUGGUGGAGAGAUAUUAGGCUCUCUUUGGAAGUGUGAAGAAGGGACCACUCUAAGUGUAUGCAGACGUAGUUGAAUUGGCUACUCAACAAAACCCCAAUUUGUGAU